Messenger RNA from Salvelinus sp. IW2-2015, 332 nucleotides. Lineage: Eukaryota; Metazoa; Chordata; Actinopteri; Salmoniformes; Salmonidae. The record is from RefSeq and is a predicted model, not a curated record.
GCCAUCGUCAGCAUGGUCAACGACCACACCGUCUGGAAGGGCAACAAGGAGGUCCUGGUGGCAGCACAGUUCAGCUGGAUCCAGAGACCGUGGGAUGAUCCACGGGUCCUUCUUCUGGGAUACAUCGUCACACAGAUUCCCGGAGGUUUUAUAUGUCAAAAAUAUAAAGCUAACAAAGUGUUUGGCUUUGCCAUAGUGGCCACAUCCACUCUCAACAUGCUGAUUCCAUCUGCUGCUCGUACACACUACAGCUGUGUCAUACUAGUCAGGAUAUGCCAAGGCCUCGUCGAGGGCGUAUCUUAACCAGCAUGCCAUGGGAUCUGGGCAAAUGG